Messenger RNA from Rotaria sp. Silwood2, 444 nucleotides. NCBI's taxonomy places the organism in Eukaryota, Metazoa, Rotifera, Eurotatoria, Philodinida, Philodinidae. The record is from the annotation of a GenBank genome assembly.
AUGCCACGAGCUGCAAAAAGUUGGUGUGUUCGUCCAUGUCAUAACAUACUGAAUUCAAUUAUAGGAAAAAAUAAAUUUGUGAAGAUUGGACAAAAUCCAACUUAUCCUAGUGGAAUACAUCGAAUCGAUGCUAUUACAGCAGCUCAUAUCAGCAGACAAUAUUCAUUAAAUACACCUAGUACAUCAAAGCAAGUUUUUGAAGGUGAUAAAAUAUGUACUAGCUGUUUAAGAAAAAUAUCUAAACAAGAAUUUGAAUAUGAUAAUGAUGAAUUUGAUGCUAUUGAAGCUAUGACUGUUGACGAAGUAGACAAUAUUGAUUGUGAUAAACUGGUCAUGAAAAACGUGAUAGUAAAAAUGAUCACAAACAAUCCAACUAUAAUGCUGAAGAUUUUCCAUCUUCAUAAGAACAAAAAUACACAAAAGACGAAGCCAAAAGAAAAUUAA